UCCUCCUCUUCCUCCCAGCCUGGGCCAUGAGCUCCUCGCCUCCCUCUCCCUCUCCCUCUCCUCCUUCCUCUCCCUGGGCGCUGGGCAGCCCGACGGAGGCGCUGGGGCUGCUGCUGGCCAACAGCAGCGAGGCCUUGGGCCGGGCGCUGGCCUCCUCGCUGGCGCCGCCGGGCCCCUCGGUCUCGGGCCCCUCGGUCUCGGGCUCCUCGGUGGUGAGCGACGAGGGCUUCGUGGUGGCGGCGCCGGACGAGCGGAGCGUGUACAUCAUGCGGGUGGUGCAGAUCGCCGUCAUGUGCGUCCUCUCGCUCACCGUCGUCUUCGGCAUCUUCUUCCUGGGCUGCAACCUCCUCAUCAAGUCCGAGGGCAUGAUCAACUUCUUGGUCAAGGACCGCAGGCCCUCCAAGGAGGUCGAGGCCGUCGUCGUCGGGCCCUACUGACCAAGGAAGCCCGCCUGGGCCACGCCGCCGGGACUGGCAGCAGGGGGCCCUCGGUGGUCGUCUCGUCUUGGAGCCCCUUCCAGGGCAGGACGGCGGGGCAUGGAAGCAGCCAGGGACAGCUUCUUCUCCUGCUUCAGCCCUAGCCUUCCUCCCCAAGAGCACCGUCCAGGAAAGGGAAGGAGACAGAGACAUCUUCUUCGUCAUCAUCACCUCCAUCCUUCCCAAGAGCAGCAACUUGGACAGGGAAGGAGACAGAGACAACAACUUCUUCUUCAUCAUCAUCUUCACCCUCAUCCUUCCUUCACAAGAGCACACCAUCCAAGUUAGUCACCAACGGCACGAAAUAGGAAGCCAGGUGGUUUGACUCCUUAAAUGGGGGUGUGUUGGGGGGUAAGUUUCUCUGGAGAUCUGGAGGAACAUUUCCAGCCUCGUCCUUUUUUCUCCAAGGGACAGCGAUGGAUCCUGCAAUGUGGAGACAAGGACUGGCUGGAGUGAAAGUCUGAAGAGGGGUAAAAGGAGAGAGAACAAGUCUAUGUAAAAGAGUAAUGAAAGCCAGGAAGCCUUUUAAUCUGAUUUUUGUGUGUGUCUGUGUGUCUUGUAAAUAGCAAUGUAAAUGCACACAGACUAAACAUUCCCAACUUUGCUGCUUUGUUUUUCAAGGAGGGGAGAGGGACUGUAGAGUGAAAAAAGGAAGGAGGGGAGCAAAUGGAGUAUGAAGUUGAUUGUAGAAAAAACCCAUUCAGCUCCCUCCUGCCACACAUUUUCCUUCAGAAGGCGAAGGGCAGGGCAUGCACAUCAUCCAUCUGGUGGGGAUUCAAGUUGUGGUGCUUUUUUCUGGAGUGUGUGUGUGUGUGUUUUGUUGCCUAGAUCCAGUUUUCAACUUGCCUGUGACAGAAAUGCCAGUCUUGUGUUGUGUGAAUGACAUGGUUUUUGAACUGUUGACUUUUUACUGUAGCUCUUUCCUUUUUUAAAAAAUGUAUUCUGUCAGGGUACUGUUUGUAUUUUGUACCAAUCACUUCUCAAUGCUUAUUUGCUGCUGCUGCUGCUGCUAAAAGGAAAAGCCCAUGUGCUUGAUUGCUGCACCCAUAACUUGAUAAAUUUCACUGGUUUACAUAGCCCCAAAAAGUGCUCUGAUGGUCUUUCUUUCUUUCUUUCUUUCUUAUUUAAUUUGCUUAAUAAAA
This is a messenger RNA of Sceloporus undulatus (fence lizard), 1618 nucleotides long. RefSeq names its product reprimo, TP53 dependent G2 arrest mediator homolog (gene RPRM). NCBI's taxonomy places the organism in Eukaryota, Metazoa, Chordata, Lepidosauria, Squamata, Phrynosomatidae. The transcript has a single exon. The record is from RefSeq and is a predicted model, not a curated record. Bases 27 to 437 code for a protein of 136 amino acids.